CUGAUCAUUAUGUUUGUGAAAAACAAAUUUGAGAAGGUCAGAUGGAUCGUUUGUCACUGGCGAUUAGAAACUCAACCUUGCGCAAUUGGCCAUUACUUUAUGUACUGGAAGAUGAUACACUGUGAAGAGACUCAUACGUAGGUUACGCUGUGGUAAUCCGGAUUAACGACGACGAAAACUGCUAGGCGCUGUACUAAUCCGGAUUAACAACGACGAAGACUGCAAGGCGCUGUAGUAAUCAGGAUUAACAACGACGAAAACUGCCAGGCGCUGUACUAAUCCGGAUUAAAUACGACGAAAAUUGCCAGGCGCUGUACUAAUCCGGAUUAACAACGACGAAAACUGCCAGGCGCUGUACUAAUCCGGAUUAAAUACGACGAAAAUUGCCAGGCGCUGUACUAAGCCGGAUUAACAACGACGAAAACUGCCAGGCGCUGUAGUAAUCUGGAUUAACAACGACGAAAACUGCUAGGUGCUGUACUAAUCCGGAUUAACAACGACGAAAACUGCUAGGCGCUGUAGUAAUCUGGAUUAACAACGACGAAAACUGCUAGGUGCUGUACUAAUCCGGAUUAACAACGACGAAAACUGCCAGGCGCUGUACUAAUCCGGAUUAAAUACGACGAAAAUUGCCAGGCGCUGUACUAAUCCGGAUUAACAACGACGAAAACUGCCAGGCGCUGUAGUAAUCUGGAUUAACAACGACGAAAACUGCUAGGUGCUGUACUAAUCCGGAUUAACAACGACGAAAACUGCUAGGCGCUGUAGUAAUCUGGAUUAACAACGACGAAAACUGCUAGGUGCUGUACUAAUCCGGAUUAACAACGACGAAAACUGCUAGGCGCUGUAGUAAUCUGGAUUAACAACGACGAAAACUGCUAGGUGCUGUACUAAUCCGGAUUAACAACGACGAAAACUGCUAGGCGCUGUAGUAAUCUGGAUUAACAACGACGAAAACUGCUAGGUGCUGUACUAAUCCGGAUUAACAACGACGAAAACUGCCAUUGCAUAUCAGUUCCCAGGAUAAACAAGAUGAAGCUGACAAACAAACUAGAAUGCGCCACAAUUGAUUAAUUCUUGCCUGAACUAAGAACAUAAGGAUACGUAAAGAAAUAUUCAAAGAACUUUAUUUCACCAAUUCUACUUCACAGACAUUUUUCACUGAAUGAAUAUUUCCUAAAGCUGGACUUCUGUUUUUGCCACAAGGAAAGGAGCACACAAAAUUACUCAACACGGAAUAGAAACUACACAAAAGACGCCACCACACUGUUAUACUGCACUAACAUAAAGUAUAACUAGAUAACGAAUACAUUCUGAAAUGCAAAUACAAGUUUCCUGGAGUUUACUACCAGUCUAUAUCGCAGUUUUAGUGAGAAUACUCUUAAACAAACCAAAGCUGAUUUGAACACGCAUAUUUCAAUAACCAGUCAGUUACCACAUUCCCUUAAAUGCUUUCUAAAAUAGCUAUUAAGGUGAUAUAUUCACAGCAGACAUAGAAGGAACUGGUUGAUGCCAUGUUGUAGUUUUCCCAAACAUUAAAGUGUUUAAAAGAACCUUAGAUUCCGUGUCACCUGUGUCUUCCUGUCACACCGCUGCGCCUUCUCGGUUAACCUUAUUUCUCGAUUGUAAUCUUGUCUUGACGACUAUUUCUAAUUAACCAGAAACGAAAUAUGUUAUUAAAUGAGCGUAACUGAUGUGAAUCGAUAAAUGGCAUCCAUGUUUAACGAUAACAAAUUGCAAAUUAUAACAAUUAUCGUGAAAUAUAACUGUACAAAAGGCAGCUUCUUCCUCAUUUUUGAAGAACAUAUUUCAUUCAAUGAAAAACAUAUUUGAGACCCAAGCAAACGGCUUUUAUCUGAUGUGGUUAUAACAAAGCAAACAAUAUGAUGACCUAAUCAAAUAAAUAUGAUGACCUAAUCAAAUAAAUUACAUUGCCUCAAUUGUCUGUUAAUAUUUGUUUCAACAUUUAGGAUUUACAUUAAUCAUCAAUUGAUAUACUUUCAAACAAAGCAUUGUAAGGAUCGGUCGAAAGGACGCAAUAAUGUCGAAAUUUACCAGUUGUAUUAAGCGUUACUGUUCGUGUCGAUGGAGACUGUGCUACGCCUGUGCUAUUGCUUUUCUUCUCACGCAAACAUUAAGAGUCGAUCUGAGCAUGGCUUUUGUGUGUAUGUUGAAAACGCCCAAUCGUACAACUGAGGAACUUAACAUUACUGCAAAUAAUCAUCAUUGUUCUGGUUUAAAUGAUCAUUCUCCGAAUCAAAAUUACGAAGGGGAAUUAGAAUGGAGCGAUACAUUACAAUCAAACAUGUUGGCCGGUUUCUUCUAUGGAUACGUAUCGACUAAUAUUUUGGCUGGUGUAUUGGCAGACAAAUACGGUGGGAAAAGAGUUUUAGGGGUUUCCUUUCUCUCAGCAUCAAUUUUGACCAUUCUUCACCCAAGUUUAUCUCGAAUUAGUGGUUACAUUACUCUGGUUCUAAGGAUAUUAACAGGUGUGGCUUUAGGAUCGAUAUUUCCAGGAAUCCAGUCCUUGUUUGGACGUUGGGUCCCUCCAGAGCAAAUUAGUUUAUUUGUAGGGAUUACACUGGCUGGUCAAAUUCUCGGGAAUAUAUUAGGCUUUUCAAUAUCAGGUUUUCUUUGUGUGUAUGGUUUUGAUAAUGGAUGGGGUUCUAUAUUUUAUAUAUUUGGUGGAAUAUGUUUGGUUUUUAGUUGUGUGUGGUUUUAUGUUGUUUACGACAAUCCAGACGUCCACCCCACUAUCAGCGAAGAAGAACGUUCUUACUUAAACAAAACUAUUACAAGUGAAAAAGAAGUUAAGAAAAUACCUUGGAAGCCAAUGCUAUCCUCACCUGCUUUGUGGGCAAUUACUUUCGGUUUAUUUGCUUAUGGCUGGACUGAUUUAUCUUUCCAGACAUUGCUUCCUCUGUAUAUGAAAGAAGCCUUAAACGUUAAAACCACAACCAACGGUUUAAUGUCGUCUGCUCCUUCGAUUGGACAAAUCUUCGCUUUACCUUUGUGGGGGAAACUUGCUGAUGUUUUACGUUCAAAGAAAUGUCUGUCAACUCGUUCUGUGCGAGUUUUAUUCCACACUUUGUCUAUGUUAGGUUCAGCAAGUCUGCUAAUUGCCAUAGGAUUCCUCAGAUGUGACCAAACCAUUCUAAUAAGUCUCCUUUUGUUUUUCAGUGGUAUAAUAAUGUCGUUUUCUAGUGGUUCUGUUUUCGUCAAUCACAAUGACAUUGCUCCAAGUUAUGCUGGUAUUGUGUUUGGAAUUGCCAACACUUUCGCCACAACGUCUGGCAGUAUUAGUUCCUUAACUACAAAAGCCUUAACCCCAAACGGUACACAACAAGAAUGGCAACUCGUGUUUGCCUUAUGUGCCGCUAUAUGUGUGUGUGGUGCGAUAUUGUAUGCAACUAUGGCAAGAGGCGAAAUCCAAGAAUGGGCGCGUAGCGACGAGUCUGGCGUAUCUGUUCAUCUCAAAGACACAAAAAGAGAGAAAACAGUCUAAAUAGCUUUCUGAGAAUUUACAAGCAAGUGCACGUGACAUUGUUAUUGUAUCUAGCAAUACAUAGGUGUGUUUAUAUACGUCUGUAUGUAUGUAUAUAUACAUAU
Octopus sinensis (East Asian common octopus) is the source of this 3609-nucleotide messenger RNA. RefSeq names its product sialin-like. The record is from RefSeq and is a predicted model, not a curated record. NCBI's taxonomy places the organism in Eukaryota, Metazoa, Mollusca, Cephalopoda, Octopoda, Octopodidae. The transcript is spliced from 2 exons. Bases 2042 to 3505 code for a protein of 487 amino acids. Gene Ontology annotation, biological process: transmembrane transport; monoatomic anion transport. Gene Ontology annotation, molecular function: transmembrane transporter activity.